This is a messenger RNA of Helianthus annuus (common sunflower), 1940 nucleotides long. Its product is annotated as receptor like protein 21. Gene Ontology annotation, molecular function: protein binding. The record is from RefSeq and is a predicted model, not a curated record. NCBI's taxonomy places the organism in Eukaryota, Viridiplantae, Streptophyta, Magnoliopsida, Asterales, Asteraceae. The transcript has 9 exons. The coding region runs from base 131 to 1465 and encodes 444 amino acids.
UUAUUUCUUCUAUUUUAAGAGCCAUAGAAUAAUAGAAACUUAUCAUAUUUUCAUGAGUCUACACAGCCGUUGAAAGUACUUCAUUUAUUUGCCGGCAAUAGAAAUUAAGCCCUUCUUAUUAGGCACUAAAAUGGCUACUUGGUGUUCAGGUAAGCACAAAUCACCGUUAUUGAUAUUCAUGUUGUUACUGAUUUUCAUGGUUGGACGGAUGCAAGGGCGCGUUUGUAUUGAAGAUGAAAGAAAGGCACUCCUCGAAAUCAAAGCCUCUAUUCACGAGUUAGCAUACCGUUUUAACAUCGGCAAUCUUCUCGCCACUUGGGUUGAUCAUGGCGUCGCCAGUGGUGAAUGUUGUGACUGGGAGAGGAUCAAGUGCGACAAAACUACCGGGUACAUCACACACCUGUCUUUGGGCAACAUACUCUCUUUAGAAUUCGAAGUCGACGAAUACUAUGACAAGGAUCCUAUCCCCCUUUGGCAGUUAAAUUUUUCUCACUUCCUUCAUUUCAAGGAGUUAAAAAGUCUCGAUUUAUCAUGGAACUAUAUUGGCAAACCAAUCGCGGACAUAGGACUUGAACCAUUGUCGAGUUUGAAGAAACUAGAGCUGUUGAACCUGAGUACUAAUUAUAUUGAAACCCACAUCUUUCCUUCAUUGGGUGCACUCACUUCACUCAAAAUUUUGGAUCUCAGUUACAUUAAUUCAUACGAAGGAGACAACACGCCGCCUUUUUAUGACAUUUCUGAAUUUUCAAUUUUGGAAAACUUGGAGGUACUGGAUCUUACUCAAAUUGGUUGUUAUGGUACCUUGCAAGGUUCGGAGGCGGUCUCUAUAUUGAAGAAAUUAAAAGUUCUAAAUCUUCGGGGGAAUCAAUUCAAUGAAAGCCUUAUAACAUCUUUAGGUGCUCUUUCAUCACUUAAAUCUCUAGACCUUUCUGAGAAUCUACUAUCCGGAUCAUUUCCAGCUCAAGAAUUAAGUAAUCUCGCCAAUCUUGAGAAGUUGGAUUUAAGUCUUAACAAGCUCAACUGCACGCCAAGUAUUCAAGAUUGUAAGAGCUUAAUGAGACUGGAAAGGCUAGAGACUAUAUCUCUUGGUUACAACAAUUUCAACAAGAGCAUCAUAUCAUGCAUAAGUUUCCUCCCAUCCCUCAAGAUUCUUGAUCUUAGUGGUUCUUUACAAUUUGGAAGUUCCUUUCCCACACAAGAAUUAUCUUUAUUGAGAAAGUUAAAGACACUUGACUUGAGCUUCUGUGAAUUUCAGUCACACACAUUCAACGAACUCCCUAAUUUACCUGACUUGGAAGUCCUCAUGUUGAACCAGAAUAAUUUCAAUGGAACAUUACCAAUGGCAGGCAAAAGAAAACAAAAGGGUUGUGGUUGUCUAACAUCUCCCUUCAAGCGGAUAUUGGCGAGCGAAGACAAAGGCGAUUAUGGAAAAACUCGAACUGUGAACGUGGGAGGCUCUUGGUAAAAAUACCCGCAACGUGAGCUUGGUUGGAACAAACAAGUGAACAAUUUCCUAGAAGUAACAAGCUCACGAACAAAGUGGUAAUCCAGGUCAAUAUGUUUGUGAGAGUCUGGAUUUUGGGUUAAGAAUAGGGCGAUUUUGUUGUCACAAAGUAAGGUCGGUCGGUCGGUCAGGCGGGAGAGCAUGUAAGUCACUAAGCAAGUUGUUGAUCCAAAUGAUUUCAGCAGCUAUGUUAGCCAUGUCAUGUUAUUCGAAUUCACAGCUUGAGCGGGCAACAAUAGGUUCCCUUAGCGCUUCGUGACACAAGAUUUCCACCCAAGAAAAUAGAAGAGCCAUAGGUGGAGCGGCAAGUGCCUAUACAACGAGCCUAGUCAGCAUCUAAAAAACCAAGGAUGGUAGUGGAUGCAUAUUUAGAAAAUGUCAGACCCUAUUCCACGGUGCCUUUAGUAUACCGAAGAAUGUGCUUAACAUUCUUAAA